This is a messenger RNA of Melanotaenia boesemani (Boeseman's rainbowfish), 3333 nucleotides long. RefSeq names its product segment polarity protein dishevelled homolog DVL-3-like. Gene Ontology annotation, molecular function: frizzled binding. Gene Ontology annotation, biological process: intracellular signal transduction; canonical Wnt signaling pathway. The transcript has 15 exons. The record is from RefSeq and is a predicted model, not a curated record. The coding region runs from base 429 to 2483 and encodes 684 amino acids. Gene Ontology annotation, cellular component: cytosol. NCBI's taxonomy places the organism in Eukaryota, Metazoa, Chordata, Actinopteri, Atheriniformes, Melanotaeniidae.
ACAAAAGUACCGAGCUUGGCUGAAGGCAAGAAGGGAAAGCCGACCCUUCUGGUAGUGGCCCGUUUGUUGUGUUUGAAAACAGUGUUUUCGUGUAUUUCUAUGUUUCGGAGUGCAUGUUAAAACUUUAACAUAAACGAAAACAAACGCAGUUCACUCUUCGGACGGUGUUGGGACGCUUUGUGGUGGGGCAAGUUUUUUUUUUUCUUUUUCUUUUUUUCUCUCAAUAGAAAGGCAGGCAUUUGGCGAGCUGCCGUAGACCAGUUGAAGUCUCAGAACCAGGACUAAGCAGCGAGUCGGGAAGACAGAGAGACCCAAGGGGACCACGGCACGGCCGCCGCCAACGCCACGGGGAGUCGGGACCCGAGAGGGAGCCUGCCAGGCCCUCGGCUUGAUGCACCCAGCCUGCCUUGCCUUAGCCACAGUCCGAGAUGGGGGAAACCAAAAUUAUCUACCACCUCGACGACCAGGAGACACCAUACCUAGUGAAGCUUUCUGUGCCAGCGGACAAAGUCACUCUCGCAGACUUCAAAAAUGUCCUCAAGAAACCAAAUUACAAAUUCUUCUUCAAAUCUAUGGACGAUGACUUCGGGGUGGUGAAGGAAGAAAUAUCUGAUGACAAUGCAAAGCUGCCCUGUUUCAAUGGACGUGUGGUGUCAUGGCUGGUUUCUGGAGAUGGAGCUCACACAGACACCGGCUCUGUGGCAGAUAGUAUAGAGCCGGCUCCACCUUUGGAGAGGACUGGGGGCAUCGGAGACUCAAGACCACCUUCCUACCACGCGAAGGCAGCGAGCGGUCGGGACAGUUUGGACAAUGACACAGAGACCUGCUCCAUAGUGUCUCAAAGGAGAGAGAGGGAGAGGCCAAGACGGAGGCAUACGAACGACCAUGGUGGAAGGCAGAAUGGCUACAUAUCACGAGCAAUGGGACGUGGAGGAGCCGAGUAUGACAGCUGCUCCUCCUUCAUGAGCAGCGAGCUGGAGUCCACCUCCUGCUUUGAUUCAGAGGAUGAUGAUGCAACCAGCAGGUUUAGUAGCUCCACUGAGCAGAGCUCCUCUCGACUAAUGAGACGACACCGGCGUCGCCGACGGAAACCCAAGGCUUCCAAUAUGGACAGGUCUUCAUCAUUCAGCAGCAUCACAGACUCCACCAUGUCUCUAAACAUCAUCACUGUUACUCUUAACAUGGAAAAGUACAACUUCUUAGGGAUCAGCAUUGUGGGUCAGAGCAAUGAGCGGGGGGACGGAGGGAUCUAUAUCGGCUCUAUUAUGAAAGGAGGAGCUGUGGCUGCAGAUGGACGCAUAGAGCCUGGGGACAUGCUGUUGCAGGUGAAUGACAUUAACUUUGAGAAUAUGAGUAAUGACGAUGCGGUCCGAGUUCUGAGGGACAUUGUGCACAAGCCAGGCCCCAUUACUCUGACUGUUGCAAAGUGCUGGGACCCAAACCCUCGGAGCUGCUUUGCUUUGCCCAGGAGUGAGCCAAUCCGACCCAUAGACCCAGCUGCGUGGGUGUCCCACACAGCUGCGAUGACCGGGGUUUACCCUGCAUAUGGUAUGAGCCCUUCCAUGAGCACCGUCACCUCCACCAGCUCCUCCAUCAGCAGCUCUAUCCCCGAAACUGAACGAUUCGAUGACUUCCACCUCUCGAUCCACAGCGACAUGGCAACAGUUGCUAAGGCCAUGGCCUGUCCAGAGUCAGGUCUAGAAGUGCGGGACCGUAUGUGGCUUAAGAUAACCAUCGCCAAUGCCUUUAUUGGUUCUGAUGUGGUGGACUGGCUUUUCCAUCAUGUGGAAGGGUUCUCGGAUCGCCGUGAAGCACGUAAAUAUGCCAGCAACCUGCUGAAAGCUGGCUACAUCCGACACACUGUCAACAAGAUCACUUUCUCUGAACAGUGCUACUAUGUCUUUGGAGACCUUUGUGGCAAUAUGGCCCACCUAUCUCUCCAUGACCAUGAUGGUUCCAGUGGAGGUGCCUCAGACCAAGACACUCUCCCCCCUCUGCCCCACCCUGGGGCAGCCCCUUGGCCAAUGGCUCUGCCUUAUCAGUUCCCCAUUCCGCAUCCUUACGACCUGCCUCAGCCUUUCCAUGGUGGCCCUGGUGCUGGUAGUGCAGGCAGUCAGAACAGUGGAAGCAGCGGUUCUAACUGCAGCAAGAAUGAAGGUCGGAAAUCCGGCGGCAGUGGCAGUGAAUCUGAGAUCAGGAGCCACAGAGCUCCAAGUGAGCGCUCAGUUGCUCCCCCCAGCGAGCGAAGCAUCCGUAGCUCUGUCAGCCACCGCAGUGGCAACUCCCACUCAAUAGCCUAUGGGCCUGGCCUUGUCUACGGCCCCCCUGGCCUUCCUCCACAGCCUGCACAUUUGUCUACAGCUGCACCUGGUGCCCCACAAGGCAGAGAGCUGGCCUCUGUGCCUCCUGAGCUUACUGCAUCUCGCCAGUCUCUGCGUAUGGCAGUAGGCAAUGCUGGAGAGUUCUUCGUUGAUGUAAUGUGAUAGUGGGUUAUAGUGGGAUGACAAAGUAGCACAUUGUGUGUUAUCAUGACAAAAGGCUGAGAAGGACAGUGGAACCAACCUAGUUGUGCAUGCUGAGAGAAAAUGUUCUUCCUCACUUGUGCUUUUCCUUCUUGUAGUAAUGGCCAUACUUUCUUCAGUGAAGAACCCCCCCCCCCAAGAUGGAACCAAAGCGCCUUUUUACAUUUUCAGCUCAACAGGGGUGAACAGUUUGUGAAAGGACAAAGAGCAAGUGAGUGAGGGAGGCGGUGAAAACGGUCAGCUGCAGAAGAUGACUCAGCGCUUUUCCACAUGGAUGUUUUUUAUUUGCUCUGCUCUUCAUUCUUCCCACCUCUUUUCUGCUUUACUUAUCUAACAUUCUCUGUCCUCCCCCCACCCUUGUCCACGUCAAACCUAAGAGAAUGAAGCCUCAUCCCUCCCUCCCUUCUGUCAGUUCCCACUUGCUGACCUCUAAAAAGAACAAAAUAAACACUAACUCUUUACCUAAAUCAGAUCAUUAAACUAUUUGCUUGACUAGAGAGAAGGAAAGAAAGACAUGGAAAAUUUUGUAUGUAGUGCAAGAGAAUUGCAGUUUGUUUUUCUGUAAGAAUGCAUUUGUUUUAUUCUAUACAUAGUUGGUCACAACUAGUUUAAUUUUUCAAUGGUUAACAUGAGCAUUUUGCUCUCAAGAGUAAUUUUUACACUACAUUAUUACAUUUUGAUCUGCUAACCAGAGAAUCUUCAGACUGUCUUGUGAUAAUGUAUAGUGGAAAAAUUUCUUACUAUGUCUUUCACACUGCUUUUAUCACAGAAAAAUGCCUUUUUAUUUAUAAAUAUAGUUUUAUGACUUAAA